Oncorhynchus tshawytscha (Chinook salmon) is the source of this 3501-nucleotide messenger RNA. RefSeq lists its product as uncharacterized. The transcript has 10 exons. The coding region runs from base 204 to 1472 and encodes 422 amino acids. The record is from RefSeq and is a predicted model, not a curated record. NCBI's taxonomy places the organism in Eukaryota, Metazoa, Chordata, Actinopteri, Salmoniformes, Salmonidae.
CACCAAUCCAAUUGUUUCUUAUGGACAGAAAAGAGCAGAGGCUCUGAGCUGUCCGAUCAGGUCCAUUGUCUACUCGUCCGUCAUUAGCAGUCUCAACACGCCCGUGCGUUUUUUCCCCCCACUAAACUCAGACUACCCUUUUAGUUCUAUCAUCUCCGGUCACUGCGUGAAGCUCCUCCCGGAAAAUAGAGAGAGACACUGUUAUGAGGAGAAAAACAGCAAAAGAAUCACCUGGAUUCUUUCAUAUCAAGAUGAUGUGGAGUCUUUGGAUCCUGCUGGGCACUGUUCUCAGUGUGGAUGGCUACGUGGUGCCCGACCUGCACAAGCGUCUGUCCCACGGGCAUCAGCUGAAGAUCUACCUCCCGAAGAGUGCUGUGAAGCUGGAGUUCACCCCCGCUGCAGAGCCCCUGAAGACGUACCUGUACUGGGACCGUGGAUCCCGGGCCACCAGAGGAAAGGUGUCUGGGACAGGAACUGACAGGAGCUGGUAUCUGGACAAAGUGACUUACAAGGACCAGGGGACCUAUGUCCAGAGAGACUACUGGAACAAGGAGAUCUCCUCGCUCAAAGUGGCUGUGACCACCAGGCGUGAGUACACGAAGUGUGUGGUGGGCGAGGAACUCCACAUCUCAUUGGAGGGCAUCGACCAGGCCGACGCCACGCUCUCCUUCUCGGGCGCCAACGCCAACGUCACCCUGGUGCAUGAUGGGGCAGUGGUGGCCCAGGACCUCCCGGACUACUGGAACCGGGUCAAGACCCUUUCCACCAAGAUCAGCAUCCAGAACGUCAACACCUCGGACGUGGGCUACUACACGCUGAAGGACACGCGAGACCGGGUGGUCGCCAUCGUCAGGAUGGAACUCACAGACAAACAUGAGAAUGAAGCAGGCAACCCCCUCAUGGCCCUCCUCCUCCUGCUUGGUAUCCCCGCCAGUAUCUGCUUCUGUUGCCGGAAGAGGAUCUUCAAGAACAAAUCCCCUGACACCACCGCCAUCCAACUGGACAACCCCGAGACUCUGCACCCCCCUCCCGGCUACAACAUGCCCGGAGGAGGGGUGUCCCCUGGACCUGGUGUGCCGGGAGGUUACCCUCAGGUUUACCCUCCCCCCAACCCUGGGAUGCCUGGCCAGCCUCAAUGGACCGGACCCCCACCUCAACCAUGCUUCAACCCAGGCUACCCCUCCCAGGACCCUUUGUACCCCCCUGCCCAGCCCUCACAGUGGAAUGGCCCACCACCCAACCAGCCACAGUACAACCCUGGUGCUCCUCCGAUGGGGUAUGCGCCGGUGAUGUACAGCGCCCCCUCAGGGAAGGAGGAGAUAAAGAUAGAGAACAUGUCUCCUGCUGAUCCCCUCCUUGCCCAUCCACCACCCCAGGUCCCCCCACCCACCUCUGAAGCUCUGCACUCCACAGGCGGAGCCUUCCAGUUCAACAUCGACACAGGAAAAAACGCCCCCACCAACUUCCUGUAGAACGCCUGUCAUCGGUCCAAUCAGGAGCGGCCUUAGUAAUGAUGCCACGGCUCCGUCCCGAAUACGGUUCAAUGGCUUCCUUUGCUCAUCUCCUUGACUGUGACCACUUAUAUAAAUGGGGAGGGAUACUCCUUUACUCCUUUCACGUAUACGAAAACAAAAGUAACCACAUUUUUAUUUUUUUUGUCUCUGUAUAAAUGGGAUAUUAGUGAAGGAAAUGAGAUCAUUUAAAAGGACUAUUUCCUGUAUAGCUGUGAUGAAGUCAGUCAAAAUGUCUGGGCGGGGGGGGGAACAUGAAUCAGAGGCCACGAUCCCUACCCUUCUCCAGAAGUGUGCACUGAUCCACUCCCUCUCAUGCAUUUAAGCAUUGGAUUGGUGCAAAAAAUGUAUUGAGGGAGUUUCCACCAUAUUCCCAGUCCAUUUAUUUUUAGAAGGGGAGUGUACAAGAUAAUUGGAAUGUAGCCCAUAGAAUGAUAGAGGCCUCUAGUGGCCAAAAGGCAGUAUUGGCAUGGGCAGUGCCAUUGAGGGCUUCCACCAAUUUAAUGUAUGGCAUCUAUCAAACACUCUGGUCGUGUUCCCCUGCGGAGGCGCUGCAUGCAUCAACCAAUGGUUGCGUACCACGUCAUCGGCUGUGCCGUCGUGCACAGUCGAUAACAUGUGGUUAGCUGAUACGUAAAAUAGCUAUCCAAGAGUUGUAAGAUCUGGCAUUCGUCAGCAAUGUCUGAGGAGAGGAACACAACCGAUAACUGCCUUUUCAGGGUUCUACUGGAACCAAAAAGGGUUCUACCUGGAACCAAAAAUGGACAGCCGAAGAACCUUUUUGGAAAUGUUUUUUUCUAAGUGUAUCAUAAUCCAAUCAGAACCAACAUCACUCCUAAUCAUAAAAUCAGAUGCUAGGACAAAUCAUCAUCCACUCGGUAGACCAAGUAAAGCUCUCCGCCAGUCAGGUAGCCACUUCCUGUUGUGUAUAUUUAAAGUGUUUGUGUAUGUAUAUAUAUAUAUAUAUAUAUAUAUAUAUAUAUGCAAAUACAAUCAGAAAUGCCUUAACUUCCCAAAGUAUAGCUGUUUUUCAUUAUAUGCAUGGUGUAUCAUUUUAGUUCUACAUAUGAAACUGCUGUCAUUUCAACUUUGCCUUGAUUUAUGUAUACAGUGGAUAUAUACAAAAUGAAUGUGAUACGAGUCUCUCAUUGUUUGUACAAUGUACACCCGCAUGAUUUCAAAUUAUGAUUGUGUGAUAUGGGAGUUGGAGACAUGAUUAUUUUAACAUUACAAAGAAAUACUUUCAUAACAAUGGCAACACUGCUAUGUUCGUCUGAGAUUUGGUGCAAAACCACGUGCCCAAACUUUUGGCUGUCGCAGUUGUUCCUCCCCCGAUUUCACUCCUCGAAUUUCAUCUAGUCGUUUGCUUAAGCCUUAUCACACAAACGCAUCCAGUGCCUUCUUGUCCUGGGGUGUAUUCAUAAGUGCACAAUGAAGCAAACAACUUUUUGGGACAAAUUCAGUUUGUCCCCUACCUGGUUGCUUCUGUUAGUUUCCUAAUGAAUGUACCCCAGGUCAGGGGGUGAGGAAAAUGCAUUUUACAUGAUUAUAUUCAGGGAGAGGUCAUUUCCAGACCAUGUAACCAGAACAGUAAACUCCUGGCCCUAGUUGGUCAAGGAAAAAUCUCAAUUGGAGAAGGGCAGAUGAGAAGGCCUCUUGAUUACGCUUAAACUUUUGCAGUUACUUUUAAAACGUUCUUCCCAAAACUGCUUUUCUCACCAACUGUCUCAUCCCCCUACACCCAACAUGCUUUAAAAAGGAAUGGACAGAUCUCAAAUGUAGGUAAUAGGAAGUAUGCAUCUGUUUUGUUUGAGAACUUGUUUGUGUUGUAUGCUGCCAUAACUGGAAAGGUGUGAGAAUGAAAGGUGAUCCGUGUAGACAUGAAGAAAAUAUGAUUUCCAAUGACAUGUUUAGUGUUUCUAUUCUGUGAAUAUCAAAAGCAUUUAUUGUAGGACAUGCAUGGGUCCACCUCAAUAAAAAGAAAACACAA